AUGGCUAUCACCGUGAGAACUUUAGUGGCAUUUGUUUUCACUAUCUUUAUCAUCAUAUCUUUUGUUCACAGUCGUACAACAACAUCAGGUUAUGGAAUGUUGUUUGACGCUGUGGCUUGCGAGGGAGGAUUUGAAUAUUGUCCUCCUGGUGGUGGAGACGCCAAGUGCACUGCCUUCUGUAAAACCUUGCCAAACAAAUAUGAUUUUGGAGUAUGUAGUAAGAUAUACGCAUGUUGCUGUCAUAAAAAUGUUUAAAAAUAAAUAUCUCGAAGAUUAAUUAAUUUAAUCAAAUGUAUUGGUAUUUCCUUCAAUAAA
Messenger RNA from Arabidopsis lyrata subsp. lyrata, 315 nucleotides. Its product is annotated as defensin-like protein 199. The transcript is spliced from 2 exons. The record is from RefSeq and is a predicted model, not a curated record. The coding region runs from base 1 to 255 and encodes 84 amino acids. NCBI's taxonomy places the organism in Eukaryota, Viridiplantae, Streptophyta, Magnoliopsida, Brassicales, Brassicaceae.